GUGGUUCACUCACUUUUAUGUGGUUUCUGUGCUCUGGAACGGCUUUCUACUGAUUAGUCUUUUCCGAGCGGAGUUCCUUGGAGGGUCGCUCCCAUCAUGGAUUCAGCACAUGCACCAUGCACUUGGCAGAGAUUCUCAGAGUGAGGACAUGGAUAGCCAGCACUUCUCUGCGCUCCUGGUUCUCCUCAUGCUUUGGCUGCAUAGUUGUCGAAGACUUGCAGAAUGCCUCUGGACCAGUGUGUUUUCUAAUGGUGUCAUUCAUAUUGUGCAGUAUUGCUUUGGACUUGCUUACUACAUUGCCAUUGGCUCAACUGUGCUAUGUCAAGUGCCUACUAAUGUUAGGAAUGGAAAAGAGUUUUCUGCGCAGAUCUGCUGGUAUCACAUCAUAGGAGUUACGAUGUAUAUUUGGGCCUCUCUUCACCAACACAGAUGUCUUGUGAUUCUGGCUAAUCUUAGAAAAAGUAAAUCGGGAAAGGUUGUAAGUCUGAACCACAGUGUACCUUUUGGAGACUGGUUUGAAAGAGUUUCUUGCCCUCACUAUUUUGCAGAGCUCCUCAUAUAUGUAUCUAUGGCUGUCACAUUUGGACUUCACAAUGUGACGUGGUGGUGUGUAGUGAUGUAUGUUCUUUUCAACCAGGCGCUGGCUGCGGUUUUGUGUCACGAAUUCUAUCAGACAAAGUUUAGCUCCUACCCAAAGCAUCGAAAAUCAUUUAUACCGUUUGUUUUCUAG
Molecule: messenger RNA, 730 nt
Organism: Nestor notabilis (Kea)
Lineage: Eukaryota; Metazoa; Chordata; Aves; Psittaciformes; Psittacidae
Gene: SRD5A3
Product: steroid 5 alpha-reductase 3
Exons: 4
Biological process (GO): polyprenol catabolic process; dolichol-linked oligosaccharide biosynthetic process
Cellular component (GO): endoplasmic reticulum
Molecular function (GO): 3-oxo-5-alpha-steroid 4-dehydrogenase activity
Source: RefSeq, a predicted model, not a curated record